ACCGCAAGUACUACGCCUACAUCCUUCAUUGCAUACAGUUUCCAUUAAACGCGGAGAACCAGCUAGUAUGUCACUGGUUGUGUGUGCUGAUCCACGUCCACAUCGUGUAGCUUGGGAAUGGGGUUCAUUGCGAUUGGAGGCUGGCAACGGAAUCGAACGUUUUCAUGCCGAUGAUAUACUGCCAGACUCACGCGAAGAUUGUUACUUAUCCACAUUGCAUAUUGAGCGCACCGAUGAACAUGAUUCACGUCCUUAUUACUUGGUUGUGGAGAAUGAACGCGGCACCGAUCGUCAUGCCAUACAUUUGAAUGUGGAGGGUACGUUUGCAGAACCUUUGGAGAUGAGUUAUUUGCUGGGCAUUGCCGGUGGUUGCGUUGCCGCCAUUUUGAUUUUAAUCUGCCUCUGCAUUUAUGCAGUACGCAGUAAAAAAUGCUGCUUCAAAGAGAUGGAAUCUUCUAAAGAUGCUGUGAAAGAAUGCCCGAUUCAUAAUGUUCGAUACCACCCUUUCUCAAGUUUACGCAGGUACAAUGCUCUUGCAUAUGCCAAACUUGCGAUACAGUACGGCUACGAACUAAACCUUAAACCCUAUAAUUAA
This is a messenger RNA of Teleopsis dalmanni, 595 nucleotides long. RefSeq lists its product as uncharacterized. NCBI's taxonomy places the organism in Eukaryota, Metazoa, Arthropoda, Insecta, Diptera, Diopsidae. Gene Ontology annotation, cellular component: cell-cell junction. The transcript has 4 exons. The record is from RefSeq and is a predicted model, not a curated record. Gene Ontology annotation, biological process: cell-cell adhesion. Gene Ontology annotation, molecular function: cell adhesion molecule binding. Bases 68 to 595 code for a protein of 175 amino acids.